GUUCAAUCGUACAUUCACCUCACAAGUGGUAUCCUCACUCAUAUUCUUAUAUAACCAAUCAUGCCAAAGACCUACACUUGCUCUAUCUGCAACCAAGCUUUUCCAAAGUUCGCCGACUGCAAGGCACACGAGGCCAUGCAUUCACCAGAAAAUGCGUACUUCUGCACCUGGGAAGGGUGUAACUUUGUGACAUUGCACAAAGCAAGCUUCCAUUAUCAUACUGAUGUGCAUACGGGCGAGCAAUGCUUCGUCUGUCCUCAUGAUGGCUGUGACUACAGAACUCACACCUCUUCCAACAUCACACAGCAUCGCAAGAAAGAACAUGGUCGUCGUGGUCCCUCUGCAACAAAUUCAUCUGGGGCCCCGUCAUCGUCCCAGCCUCCGCCGCCGGCAGAGCCCCUUCCCUUUGGUACACUCCACCAAUACCAAUACCAACUCCAACCCAUGCAACCGCAACCCAUGCAAUCCUAUCCCACCCAAUACCAACCCCAAUCCACUCAAUACCAGCCUCCCCCACCUAUCCACAACCAGUCAUUGGACGUCUUAUACGGCCCAGCAGGUCGCGCGUUGCCUAGUCUGCGUUACUUGAGGAGACAAGUGCGUUUGACCCUAAAGGGGAAGCGAGUACAGCAAAGAUCUAGAGGUAUGCGCGAGAAAGCACAGGUAUUAAGUAGCGCGCCUAAGCGCAGUCAUGCGGAGCCGAAGCGCUACCGAGUAGAUGGAAUAAUAUGCAAUGAGAGAAAUAGAAAUAUAUGCACUAGAGAACAUGGUGGACAGUGGAUGGAUGCAUCUGGAUGGCUGGCGCUAAAGGGCGCGCAAGCGUGGGAAAGCGUGCGCGCGUAUACAUCGCGAAGCGCGGGAAUGGUGCGCGCAUGGCGCGCGUUGCGUGGGAAAGCUGCGCAUCAUAUAGGAAUCACUGUGGAUAGUACACAGAGUGAUGCUAUGAGUUCAUGCUAUGCACUUCUUAGUGAAAACUACCAUAUCACACCAUGA
Suillus fuscotomentosus is the source of this 993-nucleotide messenger RNA. RefSeq lists its product as uncharacterized. Bases 61 to 993 code for a protein of 310 amino acids. The record is from RefSeq and is a predicted model, not a curated record. The transcript has 9 exons. NCBI's taxonomy places the organism in Eukaryota, Fungi, Basidiomycota, Agaricomycetes, Boletales, Suillaceae.